AUGUCACAAGAAGGUGCUGAUUCCGAGUCGCCAACUGAAGAAAUACUUACCUACACUGUCGAUUCUGUAAAUUAUCCGUGUAACGUUCCAUCAGCUGAAGAGAAUAUCAAACCAACGAAGCCGAAGAAGAAGCGUAAAAUGUAUACCAAAUCGGUCAAGAAGCAACGCGACAUCAAGUGCCUCCCACUGAAAACACUUGUGUACUGCAAGCCAUAUUACCGGCACCAGGUACGGUCGUUGUUUAAACUGAUGAACGCGACGUGUAAGCUGGAAAACAGGGUACUUAGAUCUGCUUGCGAUAAUGUGCCAAUCAACCAACAGAACGAGGGCAAUUGCUCGCCCUACUUUUCGAUACUUAACAGACGUUUCCAAACUCUCGCUAACGCACAAUAA
Messenger RNA from Anopheles marshallii, 393 nucleotides. RefSeq lists its product as uncharacterized. Lineage: Eukaryota; Metazoa; Arthropoda; Insecta; Diptera; Culicidae. The record is from RefSeq and is a predicted model, not a curated record. The coding region runs from base 1 to 393 and encodes 130 amino acids. The transcript has 4 exons.